This is a messenger RNA of Pollicipes pollicipes, 1112 nucleotides long. RefSeq names its product enoyl-CoA hydratase, mitochondrial. The record is from RefSeq and is a predicted model, not a curated record. Gene Ontology annotation, biological process: fatty acid beta-oxidation. Bases 37 to 828 code for a protein of 263 amino acids. Gene Ontology annotation, cellular component: mitochondrion. NCBI's taxonomy places the organism in Eukaryota, Metazoa, Arthropoda, Thecostraca, Pollicipedomorpha, Pollicipedidae. Gene Ontology annotation, molecular function: catalytic activity. The transcript is spliced from 7 exons.
GACGUUUUGGUGACCCGUGCAUCACUCCACGCAGGCAUGGCUGCAGAGCCGGGGGCGAUGAUCCUGCUGGAGCGACACGGCGACGGAGCCGAGGUUGCCCUGGUGACCCUGAACCGCCCGCGGGCCAGGAACGCGCUCUGUGACCUGCUCAUGACGCAGCUGGCCGAUACGCUGGACCAGCUGGAGACUGAUGACCGGGUCAGAGUGGUCGUCAUCACCGGGCAGCCGGGCGUAUUCGCCGCUGGAGCGGACAUCAAGGAAAUGCUGCCGAAGGAGUUUCCCGCGGUGGUGCAGCCGCCGUUCCUGCAGCACUGGGACCGCCUGAGCCGCUGCCAGAAACCAGUCAUCGCUGCUGUCAACGGCUAUGCUUUGGGUGGAGGCUGCGAGCUCGCCAUGAUGUGUGACGUCAUCUACGCCAGCGAUGAGGCAGUGUUCGGUCAGCCAGAAAUAACCCUAGGAACGAUCCCCGGCGCUGGUGGUACUCAGCGACUGUGCCGCACCGUCGGCCGACCUCUGGCCAUGGAGAUGUGUCUGACCGGCCGCAAACUUACCGCCGCUGAAGCACUCCAGGCGGGUUUGGUCGGUCGGGUUAUUCCUGCUGAAAAGCUUCUUGAAGAAGCCUUGAAAACGGCUUCAAGGAUUGCUGCAAUGUCUCCUAUAGCUACUGUGCUUUGCAAGAAAGCAGUAAAUGCUGCUCACCAGACAUCGCUGUCGGCGGGGCUGCAGUACGAGAGGGACCUGUUUUACGCCACGUUCGCAACGGAGGAUCGGCGAACCGGCAUGGACGCCUUUAUACAGAAACAGGCGCCUGUGUUUACUGGGAAGUAGGCUGUCUGUGUGACAUGGAAGCUCCUCGGACCUGAGGACGGAUGCGACCCUCUGAGAUUGAAUUUGUCUACGAAUUUCAGAAUUCCUGAAUAUGGUGAUACGUGGACCCGAGGAAAUUUAUAAUUGUAUGUAUGAAUGUAAAAAGGUACGUACACAUAAUCCAUAGCCUGGAAGUCCCGUUUUUUAGUCAUUAGCGUGCAGUUCACAGGAAUGUGUUGGCGGAGGAGCCGUGACAUUGGUAAUGAUCUAGACACAACAUAAAUAAAGCCUAGAGCUCAACUGCA